GUAAAACUUCCGCAGAAAUAACUUGACGCUUUGCCCAGGUAACAGUACUUCAUAGAUGACGGAAUUCUAAGAAACCCAGAUCUUUUAUUUGUUUUGCGAAAGAAGGAAGUAUUGACAGGUCUAAGGUCAAUGAUAAUAGAAUACCGUAUGCUCCUGACAUCCCAUUUAACAACACGAAAGCAAGAUAUGGAGUCAAAAUCGAAUCCCUCUCCGAGUUUGGAGGAAAAACUAGCCAAGGAAAUCAAAGAUAUCAAAGACAAGGCCACGAAGGAUGGUUUAACAAAGAGAGAAAUAAGGGAGCUGUUUUUGAACUAUGUAAAGUCCCAAGAAGCCCCAAAAUCAAGGUGCAAUUUUGGACUUCCUAUGAAAAUACUUUUGGUGAGUCUCCUUCCCAUUAUUUUGGCUAUUGCAACGAUGGUGCUCAAUGCUGAGUUUGAUAUGACUAAAUUAAAAGAGGACUUCAUAGGAUCUAAGUGCCUAGUGGACAAUAACGCAAUACUGAUGGAGGCAGCGAGGCCAUUGGUUGAGUGUGAUGUGUGCAAAAAUCUCAAACAAGUUCCAAUCGUAUAUGACUUGGAUGAAAAAACAUUUGUCGAAAAAUAUGCAUAUUCUAAUGUACCUGCUUUAGUGAAAGGUGCGACAAAGAAUUGGACAGCGAUGGACACAUUUAGCUUUAAAUUCUUAAAGGACAUUUAUACGAAAACUCCUGAUGCGUUGCAAAGUGUUGAAGAGGAAUGCCAAUUUUUCCCUUAUAAGACAGAGUUUCAUACUUUGGAGGAGGUUUUUGAAAUGCCAGAAGCACGGGCUAACUUUGAAGAAGGCCAAAAGAACUGGUAUAUUGGAUGGAGUAAUUGCAAUGGAGAUGUGGCUGAGAUUCUUCGUAAACACUACCAGAGACCACACUUCUUGCCAAAAGAUUCAGAGUCCAGUAGUUUAGAUUGGUUAUUCAUGGGUGGCUCUGGCCCUGGAGCAUUUGUACAUUUAGACUAUGUUCAGAGACCCUCAUGGCAAGCACAGAUCAAAGGGAGGAAAUCCUGGACUCUUGUUCCUGUGCCUGAAUGUGAACAUGUCUGCGUCCCCAUGAACAUCACUGUUGAGAAAGGCGAUAUCAUUUUAAUCGAUACGAACCAAUGGUACCAUUCUACGUUUGUUCAUCCAGGAGAGAUCAGCAUUACAAUUGGAUCAGAGUAUGACUAAAAUAUGGACUUAACACUCCACCAAUUAGAUAGAACUCAACCUUAACAUAGCCAUAUUUGGCUCAUUCAUGUUGCCUUUUGGCGGCAAUUACCACACUUUACUCAACCUGAUCUGGGUUUUAUCAUAUAUUUUCGUAAUAUGUAAAUAGCAGAAUGAGAGAAACUAAACUGUAUCUUCUAUACUAGAGAAACGAUCUAGCCACUAGGAUUGUCAGUGAAAAUAACAUUAUUAUAAGUCAGUGGUGUACUGUGGGUAUUUUGUGAGUGUACGCCACAAUUUGCGAAGCGAACGAGCUUUGAGGGGGGUUUGGGAGGGGUUCUCCCUAAAAAAAUUGUGAAAUGAGAUUGCAAUUGAGCAU
This is a messenger RNA of Owenia fusiformis, 1555 nucleotides long. The record is from the annotation of a GenBank genome assembly. Lineage: Eukaryota; Metazoa; Annelida; Polychaeta; Sabellida; Oweniidae.